AGAUAAUAAACAAGAGUAGGAUGCCCUCUGGCUGAUCCAGCCUUGUAGGGAAGAAUGCUGUACUCCCAUCCCUGCAGCUAGAACUGUUCCCUCCUGGGGAGCAGCAACUACUGCUGAGGUCCUGCCCCCCACCCCACAAUUGCAUGCCACCCUGAGGACCCCGUGGAUCCUACAGUCAGGGGAGAUCAGUGGGCCUAACUUUGGAAAGGGCCAGAGGGUAAGAAGGAGAAGGAAGGCGGGGACCCAGGGCUCCACCUCUGCUCACCACUCAUCUUGUCUCUUGUUUUCCCCCGCCAGAAACCAGGAGUAAGGAAGCUUACGAGCAAGCCCCAGGUGGAGAGGACCCUUAUAAUUGCCAAAGCCCAGCGAGAACAGAGCCUACUCAACUUAUCUGAUGACAGAAGUUCACUGUCACAAAUUAAGUGAACAAGACACUCCCUGGGACUACACACUGAUUGAUUCUGCCAGCAGCUCCAGUCUCAUGGCCAUUUGAGGUGCUAGGGGCCGGGACUCCAGAGCCCUAGCAAGCAGAGGAAGCACUCCACUGUCAUAAAGGACACAAGGCCAGACCUUUCCCAGGGGAUCCUCUGCCUCCCCUAAAGUGGACAUGAAAAGUGUGACAGAACCUCCUGUGGGGACUUCUGAAACCUCCAUGUCUGCAGCCCUGGGAGACCUUGGCCCCAAGAUGUGAACGACUGGUGGUAUUAGAAAAAGAUUCAGCCUGCCCUGGUGGCCUGCAGGACCUCAGCAAUGAGAUCAUAAUUAUCAGAUUGUACUUAAAAUGUAUCUUAAAUGUCAAUCUUUCUCAGUGAUAUUGUCAUGUUCCGUAUUCACUGUACUAACCACAUAAGCAGUAUUCUAAGCACUUUACUGUAAUCUAAGCUAUUUAAUAUUCAAAGUACAUUUGUGCAGGAGAAUUAAUAAUCCUGUGCUACAGAUGAGGAAACUAGGCCCAGGGUCCCACAGCUGGUUCAUGCCAGAGCUGGAAUGUGAGGCCAGGCAGUCUAGCUGCAUGCUGGGCACCUCACCACUGUACCAAAAGCCUCAAUGAAAACCAUGCUGUGCUGUAAAUGGGCAAGUAAGUACAGGUCUGCAAUCCCUUAUCUGCAAUUCUGAAAUCCAGAAGAAAAACCUCUCAAAGUCAGAAGUUUCUUCCAAGCUUUGUCAUCAAAUCCUGACCGGGGGGAAGGGCAAGAGAAAAAAAAUUCCUGAAGUGAAGUGAGGCUAUUUAUACUCUGUUUACUUCUUGUGUGCCUUCUUGCAGUUUUCCACAGAAAUAUUAGUUUGGGAAAUCAUGGAGUGUCAUCCCAGACCUCUCUAAGUAGUGUUAUGUGAUAUCCAGCAUCUACAGUACCUUCCUAAAGCCAAAAGAAUUCUAAAUUCUGAAAUACAUCUGGCCCUAAGGGUUUGGGUAAGGGAUUGUGGACCUGUAUUAAUAAGGUUUUCUAAUAAAUGUUUUAUUUUUACAGUUGUCUGGCUGUAUAGUGAGACAAAUUAUACACAGCGUGGGUCUGGUCUCCACCCAUAGAAGUUGCAAGUGUCCAGAUGGACCUCAGGGCUCCCUCAGCCCUGGAUACACUUAGAUACUCCUGGGCAGAAUUGGAACAUUCUUCCCUUGAGAAGGGGUUGAGGCAGAGUGGAUUUGGGGGAAGAAGAUUGGAGGAGGCUCCUGGCCAGCCAUUCUCAUUUGUAAUUGGUACAGCUGUGUCACCUUUCUGUACACUAUACAUACCCCCAAGACUUGCGGCUUCUCCACAGACCAGCCCCCCACGCCCCUAUGGGGGAUAUGUUUGGUGGAACUUAGAUAGAGGGUCUGGCUUCCAUAAUUGCGAGCCCUGGGCAGAAUGGGCUAGAAGUUCCUGUCCAGUUCUGUGCUUCUCCAUGUCCAGGACCCCAAAUACCUCCGGGACUGUGCAAUUAUAGGACCAUCCCUCCAGAUAAGGAAAACGGGCAGAGAGGCCAUGAACUGAUACAGUCCCAUUACGCCCCCUACAGGACAGAGGCAGAGCCCAGUCACUUACGAUCCAAAAGUUAGGGUCCUCUUGCUCUUCCAUUGGCCUCAUUGGCUACUUAGUUUAGAAACUGCCCUAGGGCAGGGGCCAUGCUGUCUACAUCUGUCCUGGGUAUGCAUCAGGAAACCUUGUUUUUGCACCUCAUUGCUUUUUUGCUGCUGGCUUUCCUCACCCUCUGUCCACCGGCCUCUCACUAGAACAAGAAAACCUGGGGUUCUGGGACCUGGAGGCUGGUAAACAAAAGCGCCAGAUGAGAUAAGAGAGCACAACACUGCCUGCGGGGUGCCUUCCUUCCCUUUCCUGAGUUCUACUAACCCUUUCCACUAGAGCAGUCCCCACUCUGACUUCUCACACCAGAGAGAAUGUACCAGCCUUUAUGCUGCCAAUGGCACCAUCCUGACCUUCAGGAAGUGCUUGCUCUAUAAAUGGAUUAUGAGAUCCUUGGGAACUGGGCAACUGCAUUUUGCUUUAAUCAUAUUUUCCUGGAGUUUCUGUUGUGGCUCAGCGGGUUAAGAACCCAACUAGUAUCCAUGAGGAUGUGGGUUUGAUCCCUGGCCUUUCUCAGUGGGUUAAGGAUCUGGUGUUGCCACAAGUUGUGGCACAGGUUGUGGAUGAGGCUUGGAUCCUGCGUUGCUGCAGCUGUGGCAUAGGCCAGCAGCUGCAGCUCCAAUUCAACACCUUGCCCAAGAACUUCCAUAUGCUGCAGGUGUGGCCCUAAAAAAAAAAGUCACAUUUUCCUUAGACACUAGCUCAGUGUUUUGCUCAUGAAACCAUAAAAUACAUUUUAGACCUAAAGGGAUCCUAAAGCAUCUCUACAAACCCUUGAUAAUUGGACAUACUCACAUAAUUCUGCUUCCCCCUGCUGAGGUCUCAUGGCCUCUCACUUUAGAGUCCUUCCUGUCCAGGCUGCGAGCUCCCUUGAGAGCAUCCCUCUCUUAUCUCCCACCCAUACCCAACAUAUACUGGUCUAAGCCUGCUACACCUGCAAAAAUGGAAGCAAAGAGACGUGAUUCAACUAGGACUCCACAGCCAGGUAGGAGGUGAACUCAGGGGUCCUGAGUCUAAUUCACAGAGGGGUGAACCGGUUCAGAAAGCAUGGCAGUACCAUCAACCUAGGCCUUGCUCCCACUGCUCAUUUUUGUUUCCCUAUUUAGCAGUAGCUAGUCAGUGGUCUCAACCAAAGUCUGGGGCUCUGGGCCAGCCUGGACAUCUGCCUCUCUUCUGGGUUCCUCCCUCAUCUCCCUGCCAGGAGAGAAACUUGUGAGGGAACUGAAGGCAAAUAUGCAAAGGGAGUUCUUUUUAGCCCUGGGUUUUCCCCCUUGGGCACCCAGAACAGUCAGUCUCAGGAGUGAACGGAGGCAGAGAGGCAAGUAUGGAGGUCUCUGAGUGCCCUUGGAUGCAGAAAAGUGACACCUUUCAAGGACUCUUUGGUCAAAUCACAGAUGUGAGGGAACAGCCUUCCUACCCAGCAGGUUCUGCCAGGGGCCUCUCCUGGGAACUGUUUCCCUCCAUCUACCAGACCAGGUGGGCUAUGGUUCAGAACUGGGAUCUCCAGCCAUGGACUCACCCCUUGCUCAGCCUGUGGGUGAAGUGCUGUCAGACUUCUAAUCCUCAGGCCACCCUGAUAUCCCCCACACACAUUUGUACUAAUAUCACAUGCUAACCAUUCACUCGAGAGUCCUGCCCCGAACCACAACUUUUGGGGGGCCACUACAUUCAAACCAGAAUUCUAUGGCUGCCCAGUGUGGCAUGGUGCUCUGUGAUUAUGUGUCACAUGAAUGAAGGAAUUCAUUAAUGAAUAAUAAUGAAUCAUGUAUAUUCAAUGAAUAACAUUGGAAUCCACUCACCAAAUGACAAGGCUUUUUUUCUUUCUUUGUUUUAAAGUCCACACCUGGGAGUUCCCCUUGUGGCAGAGAAGAAGCGAAUCCCACUAGUAUCCAUGAGGAUGCGGUUCAAUCCCUGGCCUCGCUUAGAGGGUCGGGGAUCCAGUGUUGCUGUGAGCUGUGGUAUAUGUUGAAGACGUGGCUAAGAUCCUGCAUUGCUGUGGCUGUGGAGUAGGCUGGCAGCUGCAGCUCUGAUUCAACGUGUAGUCUGGGAAUUUCCAUAUGCCUAGGCUAGUCUGUUUCUCUCCUCUAACUUCCUGGAAAAGUUCACAGACCAAGGCAGAAACAGAAGGAUAAUUGAGAGCAUAGGCUAUCUCACCUGUGUCUCUUUAGCCUUCCCUUGCCCCAUAAUGCCACAUAACUGAAUAGUAAGAGCAGAAUGGAACCACACAGCCUCCCCUCAAGGCAAACAGCCAGGGAGGUGGGAGUCAGCCUGCCAGCUGUCUAUGCCAAAGGUCCGACCUUCAGCCAGGCUCUUCCAGGCCCCUUUGCUCCACCAGAGCAAACCCAGGAAGCCAGAACUAUCUACAUUGCAUCGAGGGUAGAAGAGAAGCUGCCAUUGGUCAUACUCUGUGCAGCCAGGACCUCUGGAAUCUGACUGGGGAGAAUACCAGGGUGUGGAGGACAAGGCUGAGUCUCUAACCCAGAGGGCGGAAACGAGCCAGAACUGUAACAUCAGAAGGCAUUCUGGAGGCCCUCCAUUCCAGCCUCCUUGCCCAGGGGUCAGUAAACUUUUCCUGUAAAGUGUCAGAUAGUAAAUAAUUUUUUUCUUUUUUUGGCUGCCAUGUGGAAGUUUCCUGGCCAGGGAUUGAAUCCGCGCCACAGCAGUGACAACGCUGGAUCCUUAACGGCUAGGUCACCAGGGAACUCUGAAAUAUUUUAGACUUUUCUGGUCACAUACAGUUAUGUGUCAGAAUACCCACCUUUGUCUUCUUUUUUUUUUGGAGUGGGGGGAGGGGGCUUGCAAGCAGCAUGAGUAAGUUUCUGGGCCCAAAAUGGAACCAGACCCACAGCAGUGACCUGAGCCGCUUCAAUGACAUAUUUUAUCCCUUAAACCGCUGCGCCAGAAGGGAACUCUUGAUUGGAAGGAUUAUAGAUGGGUGAGGCGAGGCAAAGUAGGUGCAGGGCAUGCCCAGUCUGAAUUGUCUGAGGGCAGAUAAUAAGAAAGGGGUGAGUUAGUCUGAUGAAUAAAGUUGAAAACACCCAAGUCCCCAAGCAACUCUUCGACCCCGCAGACGCGCUGUGGCAGAGCGAGCUCAAUCCCGCCAGUUUCCCACAGACCACGCCCCCCAGAACCGCAACGUUGGAGUCCUCGGGCGCAGAGAGGUCUCUGGGCUGAAGGGCCGGAAGUGCGCAACAGCAGCGGGGGUUGGCUGCUGCACAACCGACUCUUCUAGAGCCUUUGGGAGUCCUGGCUCUCCUGAGCGGCUGCUGGGCACCUUUGGUCUGACUGAUUAGAGUGCUGGCUUAAAUUGAUUCUCUCCCCUCCUCUGUCCAGUUUCAUCAGGCAAUCUUUUCUCUGGUGCAGCUGGAUGGGAGGCGGGGCUUCCCGGGCUGGCGCGUCUCCUGGGGGCACCACAGAGACGUGGUCCUCCAUCACUUCAGCCCGUCCCCUCAAGUCUAUGAGUUAGCGCGCCUACGUCAUUUUCGAUCGCCUCGGACGGGGUGAGGAGUGCCGGCUUCUGAGGAGGAAGCAGCAGGGUCUGACAGACUGGGAGGGAGGCGAGAAAUGCGUUGGGAUCUGAGUUUGCAAGUUGCGUCUCGAAGGAAAGUGGAGGCUGCAGUCUGGUUGUGCCCCCCACUGCCUUCGGAAGGCAACUGUGAGGGCGGGUCUAGGGCCUUCGCGCCUAGAGUUGGGGAGAGCCUGAAAAAAGGGAGCAAGUCUUGAGCAAGGCCUGAGGAGGGAAGGCUGGGUUGGGGACAGCUUUGGAUCACCAGCGUAGCUUAAAGGCAAGCCUUCUGGUGCGUCCCCCGCUACCCAGCUCUGCGCUGAAGCAUCCACGCCAGCCGGCAGCGCCUUAAGAUGGCUGGCUGUGCUGCUACUCCCAGUCCUAUGCAGACACUUCAGGAGGAAGCGGUGUGUGCCAUCUGCCUAGAUUACUUCAAGGAUCCUGUAUCCAUCGGCUGUGGACACAACUUUUGCCGAGGGUGUGUGACUCAGCUGUGGGGCAAGGAAGAUGAGCAAGACAGGGAUGAAGAGGAAGAUGAAUGGGAGGAGGACGACGAGGCGGUGGGGGCCAUCGGUGGAUGGGACAACUCCAUUCGACAGGUUUUAUACCAGGGAAAUGCUGACGAGGAGUUGUUCCAGGACCAAGAGGAUGAUGAGCUCUGGGUCGGUGACGCUGGUGUGAGGAAUUGGGACAACAUGGAUUAUGUGUGGGACCAGGAGGAAGAAGAGAGGGACUACUACUUGGGAGGCUUGAGACAAGACCUGAGAAUUGAUGUCUACCUGGAAGAAGAGGAGGAGAUAGUGGAAGAAUACGAUGAAGACGACGAAGAGCUGUAUCUUGACAGGCAUCUGCCUCCUCCCCUAGCCCCUCCACGGCAGUUCACCUGUCCCCAAUGCCGAAAAAGCUUUACACGUCGAAGCUUUCGUCCUAACUUGCAGCUGGCCAACAUGGUCCAGAUAAUUAGCCAGAUGUGUCCUACUCCUAAUCGAGGGAGCAGAGAGAAUGAUCAGGGCAUCUGUUCCAAACACCAAGAAGCCCUGAAACUCUUCUGUGAGGUGGACAAAGAGGCCAUCUGUGUGGUGUGUCGGGAAUCCAGGAGCCACAAACAGCACAGUGUGGUACCAUUGGAGGAAGUGGCACAUGAGUACAAGGUGAGAGGCACGAGGGAAUGUGGGGAUUUGAAGGGAGUGGAGAAAAAACAAGGGGAGCUGGGUACUUGGUAGGUGAACCUCUUUUUUUUGAGGGAUGAGGUGGAGGGUGGAGAGAGAUGGGCAUAUAUGGACAAAGGAGGCACUGGCUGAGGCAGACUGGCUUCCCUGCAGGAAGCUGUCAACUUACCCCCUUUGUUGUUACUCCCUUUCAAUCUACCCCAGUAUUCGCGUGAAAUAAGUGACAGACCCCAACUACUUAAUUUCCCUCUGAUGUGAGUCGAGUCUAUACCUGAUCAAGAUACCAGGACCCUCAAUACAUAGGAAUAGAAAGCCACAGUACCUAUAGAUAAUAGACAUUUAAAAUACAGUGUCAAAACAGAGGACUAGUAUUGGUAAACCAAAAGGCCGAGUGUGAGUGCUGGCCUAGUAAGAGCAACUGAACAUGCCCCCCUCCAAAAGUCUGGGACUGCUUCCCCACCUUCAUUAGGGUGUAUUUUUCCCUGUAGUGAAAGGCAGACAACAUAAAACAUCUUUAAUGGAUCAGAAUAAACCUCAGGUCCUGAUCACUUUCCUCAUAUUUUAUCAGUGGAAGGAGUGAAAGAUUUAGGAUCAGUGGACCUAACUCUGCUACUUACUGGACCUAAUCUUGGGCAAGUUUCAACCUCUUAGCUUUACUUUCUCCCUAGACUUGUUAACACUAAAACAGAUCAUAUAUGUGAAAGUAUUUUGUAAACCACAAAGCACUAAACAGAUACUUGUUUUUUUAAUGUGACUUUAAUUUCUUUGGGUUCUGAUUUGGUUAAUACCUUGCUUUCUAGUCCUGAUCUGAGUAUUAGAGAAUUAUCUCAGUGACAGCAUUAAUAUGUCAAAAGCCUAGGUGGAUGUGACUCCUCACAGAACCCAAGGAGGGGGAGGUUAUCUUCAGGCCCAUAAGUCUUAACCUGUAGUAUUCAAUAGCAGCUGCUCAUAGUUCAGUAAUACUUUACAGUUCUCCUACAGCAAUGGUUUUCAAACAGUUUUUUCUGACCAAUUAGUAUUAAAUUAAAUGGGUCAUGCCCUGCAUUGUUUUGAAUGAAACAGAAGCAGAGUUCCCUGGUGGCACAGCAGGUUAAGGAUCCAGUGUUGUCACUGCCCAUCCAGUGGCAUGGGUUCAGUCCUUGGCCUGGGAACUUCCACAGCAUGCUGCAGUAAAUUAAUAAACAAAUACACAAAUAAAAUGUCAGAGUGCAUGGGAACACAGUAAGGGUAAGUGCUGUUUUAUGAAACUUUAAGUUAUAUGUACACAGACAGGCAUAUACUUGGUCAGGUAAAACGAAUUGCUUACUCUGGGUUGCAGUCAAAACACAUAGAACACUGCCCUACAGGUAUUGUCUAUUAGAUAUUAUCAUCCACACUUCAUAGUAACUGUUGGUUAAGUGCACAGAUAAGACACAAAUCUUAACUACAAACCCCUGCUAAUUCCAUCAUACUGACUUUAAGGAUAAACCCUAGUAUCAUGCUUUCCCCCAGGGUCAUUAAGUUUGCCUAUAAAAGAAACUAUGCCCUGUACUUAGUACACUAAGGCUGAGAGGAGGUAACUUUUCAUUCCUCUGCUAGAAUUUCCUAGAAGGGAUUUGAAACCAAAAUUUUAAUUAAAAGCCAAUUUAGACCCCUCGCUCUGCAAAAGGGACCAGAUGCUUCCAUCAUCAGUACUCCUUGUUUUUCUAUUUUCUCCUUAGAGGUAGCUAAAGAAGCAAAAAAAAAAAAAAAAAAAAAAAAAAAAGUUUUUUUGAGGUCUUUAUCAAGUAUAUAUUUAUGUAUGAUGCAGAAGAUAAGGUCAGCUUCUUAUCUGAAAAUGUUGGGCAGUGACACAUGCCAAAUAUUGUUAAAUUUAUGCCAUUUAAAAACAGUGGAGUAUUCUGCAAAGCACAAUUCUCUGCAGUUUUAAGAUUGGACAGCAUUGGAAUAUUGAGAGGAAUUUUCAAAGACCAUGAAACCAUAAUAUUAAAUAGCCCUUUUAAUUGCAAAGGAGAAAAAAAUAGAAACUUAUGAAAGCUUGUAUUCCAAGUGCUGUCACAGCUUUUGAGAGGAAAUUGAGGAAUUCUAGAAUUUCAUCAACUUCUGCGUCUGAAUUCUGAAUUGACUGAGCAUAUCAAAAUUAAAAAACAUUACCUCAUCUUGCCUUGCUAUUAGUUGAGAUGCAUCUAUUAAUGAAAAUUGUGCUUUGCUUAAUGUUCAGAAUAAGGCUUUAAAAACUGUAAAUGUGCUAUUUUCACUAAGCCUAAUAUUUGAUUACUAAAGACAAUAUUUUUGAAUUUCUGUCAGAAGAACUUGAAGGACAAAACUGUAGGAGUAUAUGUUGGCGCAACUGUGAUGGCAAGUUUUAGAUCUGAGUCUUUGUCAAAAGUUGAAGAAAAUUGGCAUUCAAGAUGUUCUACAGCAGUUACCGUCCAGCAUCGACUUCCAUCAAUCUGCCCAUAAUCUACUAGAAAUCUUAAGCCUUGAUGUCAGCAUGACUGUUGUGAAAAACAGUACAUUUAAUCCCAGUUUGCCUUGAAUAUCUGAAUGCUGUUCAGUGUUUUCUGUCACACACUGAGGUUUCUUGGUUAUCAAAAUAGUUAAGCUGAAUUUAUUGACAGAACAACUGGCUUUGGAACAACAAUAAAAACAACCGAUACUUAACACACUGAAGCUUAAAAUACAUUGACCCUAAAUUGUCAAGGGGGCAAAGAGUAACAUCAUUUGCUCAUUAUGAAAUACUUUAAGCACUUGCCAAAAUUCCAGCUACAUAUCAAACUCAUGCUAAAUGUGUGUUGAUUUUCUUGACCAGUCUUUCAAGGACCAGAUUCAUCAAUGUUAUUUCAAGAAAAAAAAAAAUCUAAAACUAUUCUGGGUGAUGCGUUCUUGAUCUUGUUCUUAAAACAUACCUGUGGUAGCUUUUGAGAAGAGUGUGUUUCACACUGAUGUUCAAUCCUCAUUAGAAGAACUUCAAGAGAAAUUUGUGGAAUUCAAAGUCUGAUUGUUUUAACUAGAAAUUUCCAGACUUUAAUCCAUUCAUUAUUCUAUCUUGUCCUUACAUCUUAAAAGCUUUUUUUUUUUUUUUUUUGGAAUAACUAACUGUGGGAGAGUGUUGUCAAAGUAGCUUGUGUUUUGUUGCAUCUUUUACAUCACCCAGGAAAGAAAAGUUCAGGCUUAACAGUGACUUGGUUAUUACAUCAUCUGAAUAAAUUUUUGCCUUCCAAAAUUA
Sus scrofa (pig) is the source of this 9942-nucleotide messenger RNA. The record is from RefSeq and is a predicted model, not a curated record. Lineage: Eukaryota; Metazoa; Chordata; Mammalia; Artiodactyla; Suidae.